Messenger RNA from Scylla paramamosain (green mud crab), 4319 nucleotides. RefSeq names its product E3 ubiquitin-protein ligase RNF126-like (gene Iru). The transcript is spliced from 6 exons. The record is from RefSeq and is a predicted model, not a curated record. Gene Ontology annotation, cellular component: cytoplasm. Bases 71 to 937 code for a protein of 288 amino acids. Gene Ontology annotation, molecular function: ubiquitin protein ligase activity. Lineage: Eukaryota; Metazoa; Arthropoda; Malacostraca; Decapoda; Portunidae. Gene Ontology annotation, biological process: protein ubiquitination.
CUUAUGUAGGUGGAGCCAAGACAAAGUAUAAAUUCAAUAAAUAGUGAAGUGAUGUGUUGCCAGUCCCAAAAUGGCGGAGGCGGGCGUGGAGACAGCCUCUUCCUCGGCCAGAUUCUUCUGUCACAAGUGCAAUGUCGAGAUUACCCCAAAGUUACCAGACUAUGUGUGCCCACGAUGCAAUAGUGGUUUCAUCGAGGAGCUGGAGCGAACACAUGUCUCAGACAGUGACAGCUCAAGUGACACAGAAAUGGAGCCUUUUGAUAUGUUGGAUUUGAUAGCCCAAGAACCCCCAACCUUACCUGGUGCCUCUGCCUCUCCUGCUUCCUCUUCCUCAGUACCCGGUCCACGCAUAAGUCAGCGGUUGAGACAUCUAAAUGCAAGACACAAUCGAAGAAGGGUCAGUGGAGGAGACCGCCACUCUGCACUUGCCCCUCUCAUUCAUGACCUCAUAAUGCAGAUGACCUCAGGGGUCAUUGAGGCCAGUGUAGGAGGAGCAGAUUACGUUCCCCAAAUGGGCAUUGACUGGCCAGGAUUUCCUGUUCUGGUUGCCUCAAACCUAGCUUCUAAUCCUGGGGACUAUGCCUGGGGGCGGGGAGGGCUGGAUACCAUCAUCACACAGCUUAUGAACCAGCUUGAUGGGACAGGCCCUCCACCUCUCACUAAAGACGAGAUUUCUCAAAUACCUACAUCCAAAAUCACCAAAGAGCAGUGUGAUAAAGGACUACAGUGUUCAAUUUGCAUGGAGGACUUUACAGUAGAUGAAACUGUACGUCGCCUGUAUUGUGAACACUGUUUUCACAAUGACUGCAUCAUUCCCUGGUUAGAACUGCAUGGAACUUGUCCAAUAUGCCGCAAAUUGCUUCUAGAGGAUGGGCGGCCAGUAAUGGGAGCCUCAGCAACUCCUGGGAACAAUCCUCCUAGCUCUGGUCCAAGGUGAGCAGGUUAGUAAGACCUCAGGCGGGGGUUCCAUCAUCACUCCCAAGCAGUAGCAAUGCCUCAUCCUCUUCAUCCUCCACCAGCAGCACCAGUUCUCCAACUUCUAGGUCUUCUUCAGCUAGACCCAUGUUUGAGGAAGAGUUGGAUUGAUGUUUGGAGGAUCUUGUUUAGAAAAGUUAUGUUUUUACAUCACAACAGCACUGUAAUUGUUUGCUCAACUUCAUUGAUGUUCAAACAUGUGCAGAGAAUUAAUGGUUCUUGCAUUGAAAGAUUAUGUAAUAUUCUUUCAGCAUAAAAAGUAAUAUUCUUGGUAUAAAAAAAUUAUCGUGUUUGCAAAAAGCAUGCUUGAAAUUUUCAGUUACACCCAUGCGUUUCAAGGUUUAAGUUUUGUUAAUUCAUAAAUUUGAAAGUUUUACGUUGUCCACUCCACAAAUGAGAUUGGGCCAGGGGUAGUUUUCCAUUUAUAAAUUAUUUUCUAUUACUCAGUCACAAGUGAAAAGGAAGUGAAUAAAAUAUAUUGGUGUAUUUCUAAUGGUUUUAUGUUUCUUGGUGUCUCAUGCAAGAUGCGGGCAAGUUUUCUCAUAUUCAUCCUGGUCCAUUCUCUGUAAAAACAGAAACUACAAUCAUUUGAUCUCAGACUGGAGCCUCUAAACAUUAAAGGUAUUGCCAGUACUGAAUUUGUUCCACCCGUUUCCAGCAGUUCUUGAGAUUAAGGUCUUAGAAUUCAGGUACCAACUAAAAGAACCUCAUUAUCAUCUAGCUGCUUGGCAACUGUUCAGGCAUCUUUUAAGGGUAUAUAUAUAUAUAUAUAUAUAUAUAUAUAUAUAUAUAUAUAUAUAUAUAUACGAAGUGCAUUUAUGGAGUUGCUUAGCAUCUAUGAGAGGUCUUUGAUUCUAACAAUUAGUCUUGUUUGAUGCUGGAUUUUGCAGAAGAAAUUGUGGUGGUAAGAAAAAAAAAGUUUUGAUGAUGACAAAAAGUGUUCAAGAGCUCUCCUGUCACCUCUGCAUUCAUUGCCUUGAUCUUCAGAAGGAAGAACAAACAUUAGAAUUGUCACUAAAGUAACUCUGAAUAGAACUAAUGUGUUUCACUGCCCUCUGUAGUAGGCAUGGUGCAUUAGCUCAUUGUACAGUUAAAUCAAACAUCUUUGACAUUCAGGGACACUAAAAAUUAUAUUAUUUUCACCAUAUGAUGUGAUGCAGAGUCCAGUGUGUUUGUUUACAUGUACUAAAACUAAACCUAUUCUUGCAUAUACAUUUAUUUGUGAGUGAUAAUGAUAUGUCUGCUUAGGCAGCUUGAGGUUUCUUUUUUUUUUUUUUUUUUUUUUAAUGGAUCACUAACUUCAAUCUGCCUUGACUAGCUUUCUUGAGUUCUGGAGCUGUUGAAAGUAGAUUUUUGGAACCUUUUCAUUAUACAAACUUGUACCAGACCUUGUAUUAGUAAGAACAAAAACAAUCACUAAUAAUGUAAGCACUUUUAGUAAGUCCAGUUGUGGGAAGUGAGCUUGUAAAUUAUUUGCCCUCACCAGCAUCUCAGAGCACACUGACAACAACAGAGACAGCUAUAGCUGGUAGCAUUACAAAAUUGCCAGUUAACACUUUGCUUGUUAAACAAACUGCAAGGCCAUUGCAGCAGCAAAGUAGUAUUUCUAUUUAUUUAAAAGAAUUUAUUAUUAUUAUUAUUAUUAUUAUUAUUAUUAUUUAUUUAUUUUACUUUUUAAGAGGAAAAGAACCCUGGUGUAAUCUUGUUUAUGGAUACAAACUUAUUCCCUACAUACAGUGGACAUCCUUAGUUGAAACGUACAUGUACAUGACAACAUACUGGUAUUUGAAUAAAAUAAUUAUUUUGUUGAUAUACAACAUAUAUAUAAAGACAGACCUGAUUGAGUUUUAUAAUAUCCAGUGAUAGUGUAUUAUAACUGCAUACCUAAAUGAAAGAAAAUAGAAAAAAAAAAAAAAAAAAAAGAAAAAGUGAUGAGUAGCAUUCCAUGAAGUGCAGUUCAGCAGAUGUACAGUUAACAUAUCUCUCCUUUGAUACAUCUUGAUACAUUGCAGUUUAGCUGAGCUCUCAAGUCUUCAUACUGGUCCGAGUGAGUUUCCUGGUAUCUUUAGCCUAUUAUAAUGACAAGACAAAAAAUAUAUUCAUGACUUAAAAUAACAACAAAAACAUAAGAGAUUUAUCAAUAACUAAUGUUUAGCAUCUUGGGCUACUGAAAUUUUUAUAUGAUUGGUUUCAACCUGAAAUUUAAAAUGGAAUAAUUGGUUUUACAUUAAUGAAAUUUUUGUACACUGCUGUUUAACCCUUUCAUAUUCUGAUAACUUUUCACAGCAUUGAAAAAACAAAGUUUGGAUGGUGGGCUUGACAUUUAGCAGAAUAGUUGUUGUUUAUCUGCAUAUGGGUGUAAGAAAUGUGCUUCAUGCCUAACUGUGGAUGACGUGCAAACAAAGACCGUCUGUCUUCUUGUUGCUUUUGAAGCAGUAUGAUUUGCUAGUGUGCUCUUCCAUAUUUUAUUAUUAUUAUUAUUAUUAUUAUUAUUAUUAUUAUUAUUAUUAUUAUUAUUAAAAUACAACUGUAUACACAAUUUUAAAGGACAUUUUUUUUAGCUAUGUCAUGGGGAAAGAAAAUGUUACCAGGAAUGUUAAUGUUUGACAAUUUUAAUUAUAGUAAAGUGGAACAUUUUUUGCAUAUUGGCUAUUCUUCUCGCAUUAUCAUUUUGUUGAUUUUUCUUUUUUGGCUAUGCUAUGGUACAGUUCAUACAAUUACAAAGCUUCAAGAUGAAAAUUAACUGAGAUCUAUUAAUAGGCAUUUUGCUAUGAGCAUUGUAAAUAAAACAUCAACACAACUGUUCAAGAUGCCCUCUGUAUAGGUUGUAUGAAAAGAGCAGAUUUUGACUAAUACUCAGAAUGGGAAAGGGUUAAGCUGUAUUUUAAUUUCAGUGGGAGAAAACAUGAGGAAUUCCAAACUCUUACAUGAAAGCAAAAUUCAUGUAAUGAUUUGUCUAAAUGUUAAUUUCUUAAAUAGUUAUUUCACAAGCAUUGACUACACACAACACACACACACACACACACACACACAACCAGUACAGACCAGAAAAAAAUAUUUAACACAUAGACCAGAAAACCCUGCUGUCUUACAGCAUAGCAAAUUGUUAUAGUAACAUUUUGUAAAUAAAACCUGUAAAUGCAUUUUCUUAUGUAUGGAGUUUAUAUAAUAUGUACAAAAAUUAUUUAGUUUCAUGUCCCCAAAUGUCUCAGCUAGUCCUUGGGUCUGUUGCAUCAUGGGGAAGUGUAUCAUAUUCACUGGUCAGAAGAGAAGUUUUUAUUUAGCAAAGAAAAAAAAAAUCAGUUGGCAAAUUUAUUAAGGUAUCAAUAAAUAUAGUUUUCAUC